AUGGACCACAAGAUCAUCUUCAAGGUCAUCACCGGAGAUCUCUGCGCGAGAGACUUCGUGGUUCCCUGCACCGGCCAAGGCCUUUCGCCGGCUUUGGAGUUCUCGGAGACCAAGCUGGACCUGGCUUCCAUCCCUGUGAACUCCAGCAGCCGGGAGUCGGUGAUCGUCACCAACGUGUCCAAGGUGCCGCAGUCCAUCAACUUGCUGAUGCCAGAAUACGAGCUCAGCACUUUGAAGGCCACGCCGGUGUGCUGCACAUUGGCGCCGCAAGAGUCCAAGCGCCUGCAGAUUGAGUUCAAGCCCUCGCAGGAGUUUGUGGAUUUGCUGAAGCUUCCGCCCAAGGAGGCGAAGCCGGAGGAAGCGGCCGAUGAAGACGCGGCGGAAGAAGAGGAUCCGGAAGCGGAAGCAGAGGAGCAUAGGCGCCACCUGCUGACCGACAUCCGUAUGCACGGAGGUCGGCGAUGGCAAGCAGAGGGCGGCACUGUGCACAGCUCCUGGCGCCUGCCUAUUUGCUUCCGGCCUGCGAGCUUACGAGAUACUCGGGAUCAGAUGGUCUUCCUGGGGGUGAACACAUGCGUGCUGCCCAGCGUGCUGGCGCUGACCCCCCAGAAGCUGGACUUCGGGGAUAUCACGGCGGGCCAGCGCCAAGUGCUGCCUUUGGUCAUCACCAACCUCUCCACGGAGGGUCCACAGGAGCUGCACAUGGAGGCGCUCCCGGAGAACCAGUGCUUCACGGUGCUCAACGCCCCGCGCUCCGUGGGGGAUCGGCCCUUCCAGUUCAUGAUCGAGUUCAAGCCUCAGCUCGUGCAGAUCUAUCAGUGCAUGCUGUCUCUGCGGACACAGAACACCCGUGUGCAGGUUCCGCUGCGGGGCAAGGGCGUGUGCCCUGUGCUGAAGAUCGAGCCCCAGGAGAUGGCGUGA
Molecule: messenger RNA, 921 nt
Organism: Effrenium voratum
Lineage: Eukaryota; Dinophyceae; Suessiales; Symbiodiniaceae
Source: the annotation of a GenBank genome assembly